AUGGAUACUAAGCCGUUGACACCGCCGCUUUUGAUCUCAUGUAGUCAAAUUUCUGCACACGGUUAUUGUGACAAUUGUGGAACUAUACUCGAUCAAGUUAGUUGGAAACAAUGCAAAAUAUGCCAUAAUUUUGAUUUAUGUCGUAAUUGUGCGAAGCCUGCUUUUGAAUUGGAACUUGCAACUCAACGUGAUCAUAAAAAUUAUCAUAAUCGUAAUAAUUAUGAUGAUCCAAAAGGCAACGAAGAUAUGCAUUCUGUAUUUGUUGGAGAGGCUGAAAUAAAUUGGCAUGAACUUCUGAAUAAAAUAAAAGAAUCUCAUUUCCAAAGAAUAAUGGAAAAAGGGAAAAUAGAAAAUGACAUGGAGAUGUCUUAUGUUAUGGCUAUAUUAGAGAAAAAAGUGCCGACAAAAACUGCACCGCCAUCACCGUCUGAAGAAGAACAACGAUCCAAAUUGGGCUCAAUGCUUGUUGAAUACCAUAUACAAGCAUAUAAAAGAAAGAUACGUGUAUUGAGCUUAGAUGGUGGAGGGGUGCGGGGCUAUAUGUCCAUUAAAGUUCUUGGAGAGCUCAUAAAAGAUACUUAUCUGCCUGACAUUGAGGUAUUUGAUCCCGAGAACAAAGAACACCAGGAGAAAUUUAAAGAAGGUCAAUUAAAGUUUACCGAUCAAUUCGAUUAUUUUGUUGGUACAAGUACAGGUGGGCUCAUUGCUUUCUGUUUGGCUACCAAAUAUCCUAUAUUAGAGAUCCAGAAGAUAUAUGCCAAGCCGUCGGCUUAUUUCACAAAAAAUUGGUUGAAUAGUUGGCGUGUAUUUGGUUGGUUGGGAGAUAUCAUGUCUGCCAAAUAUAAUCACAAUAAGAUACACGAACGAAUUGAUUCAAUUAUUGGUGAAAUAUUUGAAGGAAGAUUGGACCAUGGCAAAAAAUUAACAGCUAAAAAUGCUACUUUACUUGAUUUACACAAUUUGCUGAAUCCUGAACAUAUGAUUAGUAAUGACGCAUUGAAAAAAAAUCGUCGAUAUCACGGUAGUUCUUUAGAAUUCGUGGAUGAUAAACUGUCGACGACAGAAUGUAUAGAGGCUCAUAAGGGUAUAACAGCUCAUCGUGUCACACGUGAAAAGGUAUUACUUAUUACUGCUUACAAUACAACAACAAGUAGCAUUACCGUAUUUAAUACAAGUUUUGCUGAACAUUGGCAGUAUCUUAUAGCAGAUGUGUUAAAGGCUACAAUGGCUGCUCCUACUUACUUUCAACCAUGGUCAAUCCCUAAGGGAAUAAAAGAAAAUGGUAGUUUUGUUGAAGGUCCUAAACCUCAUGAUGUAUAUAUUGAUGGAGGUGUGUUUGCCAACGAUCCAGAAUUAACAGCAUUAUGGGCAAUACGAAUGCAAUGGAAAAAAAUGGUCAAUUAUCGCAUACUUUCUAUUGGUACAGGAUGUUAUAAUCCAGAAUUAUCAUCGACAAGCUGGGGAGGUGAAAAACCAAAGCCAUGUGAAUAUGCUGACUGUUCGAAAGCAUUUAGUAAUUCAUCAGAUCGAACACAAUAUAUUAAACGAACACAUUUAAAUAAAAAAACAUAUAAAUGCCAAAUUCGAGGUUGUCGUAAAUCUGAUACAGAUUCAAGUUCAUUAAGAAAACAUGUUGAAUAUAUUCUGGCCAAUGAAUUAUCACCAUCAAGUAGUUUUUGUGUUAAUGCAUUAUCAGAUGAUAUUCAACAAACACCAAUAUCAAAUCCUAAUCCUAAAAUGACACAUUUACUUUAUCUUUGUCAAACACUUGAAUAG
Rotaria sp. Silwood1 is the source of this 1776-nucleotide messenger RNA. NCBI's taxonomy places the organism in Eukaryota, Metazoa, Rotifera, Eurotatoria, Philodinida, Philodinidae. The record is from the annotation of a GenBank genome assembly.